AUGGCAGAUAGUUCAGUAUCAUUUUUAUUGGACAAGCUAAGUUCCUUACUUCAAGAAGAAGUGAAUUUACAAAGAGGGGUCCGUGAAGAUGUUCAACACAUCAAAGAUGAACUGGAACGCCACAAAGCCAUCUUGAUGAAAGCGGAUUCAAUGGAAGACAAGGACCCUGAACUGAAAGUAUGGGUUAAAAGGGUAAGAGAGAUUGCUGAAGACAUGGAAGAUGCUAUAGAUGAAUACAGUAUUCGCCUUGUUGAUCAUCAACAAGGAAACAAAUAUCAACAAGGAAACAAAUAUUCUUUUAUCCAUAGGAUGGUUUUUGGCCUCAAGACCCUGGGAGCUAGGCGCAGAAUUGCGUCAGAUAUACAAGGAAUCAAAUCCAAAGUUGAAGUUCUCUCUAAUGAACGUCCAAUCAUAUCUGGUGUAGGUUCAGGCUCAAGUCAAAGGCUUUCAUCGAGGCUUGAUAGUCAAGGUGAUGCUCUUUUGUUAGAGGAAGCUGAUUUAGUUGGAAUUGAACAACCAAAGAAGCAAGUGUGUGAUUUGCUUUUCAAAGAUGAAUCAAAUAGAGCUGUGAUUUCAAUCUAUGGUAUGGGAGGAUUAGGGAAAACAACAUUGGCAAAACAAGUCUAUGAUGAUCCAAAAGUCAAGAAACGUUUCAGGAUUCAUGCUUGGGUUAAUCUCUCUCAAUCUUACAAGAUGGAAGAGUUACUCAAAUACCUUUUUCAACAGCUUCAUAGUGUCAUUGGCAAACCAGUUCCAGAAGCAGUCGGAACGAUGAAAAUCGAAAAGGUGAAAGAGUCUAUCAAGAACUUGCUCCAAGGAAGUAGGUAUCUAAUUGUGCUCGAUAAUGUGUGGCAUGUGAAUGUAUGGGAUGCUGUGAGGCUUGCUUUGCCUAAUAACAACCGCGGAAGUAGAGUGAUGAUUACCACGCGCAACAGAGAUAUAGCAUCGUAUUCUUGUGCUGGAUUUGGUAAGAAUUUUCACCUUGAAUUCUUACCUGAGCAAGAAGCUUGGUCACUUUUUUGUAGGAAGACAUUUCAAGGUAACUCGUGUCCGCCUCAUCUUGAAGAAGUUUGUAGGAAGAUCUUGAAAUUGUGUGGAGGGUUGCCGCUAGCAAUUGUGGCAGUCAGUGGUGCUUUGGCUACUCGAGGAACGUCAAACAUCGAAGAGUGGCAGAUAGUUUGCAGAAGUUUUGGAUCUGAAAUUGAUGGCAAUGACAAACUGGAGGAUAUGAAGAAAGUACUUUCGUUAAGUUUCAACGAGUUGCCUUACUAUCUUAAAUCAUGUCUGUUGUAUUUAAGCAUGUUUCCUGGACGCCAUGCUAUCGAGCAUAUGAGAUUGAUUCGGUUGUGGAUAGCUGAAGGGUUUGUAAAUGGCGAAGAUGGUAAGACACUAGAGGAAGUUGCAGAUAGUUACCUUAAGGAGCUUUUGAACAGAAGUUUUCUCCAUGUGGUAGAAAAAACUAGUGAUGGAAGGAUGAAGACUUGUCGCAUGCAUGAUCUUCUAAGAGAAAUUGUCAGUUUCAAGUCAAAGGAUCAGAACUUUGCAACAAUAGCAGGAGAUCAAGAAUUGGUAUGGCCGGAACGAGUUCGUCGUUUAUCGGUCAUAAAUUCGUCAUAUGAUGUACUUAGACAGAAUAAGACCAGAUUCAAACUUAGGUCUCUGCUAAUGUUUGCAUUUCCAGACUCACUCAAUCUUUUCUCUCUCCAUGAAUUAUGCUCCUACACUGGUGUUAAGUUACUCAGGGUGUUAGAUUUGAAGGACUCGCCUUUGGAGGAUUUUCCUGCUGAAAUUGUCAAUCUUUACCUUCUGAAGUAUCUAAGUUUGAAGAAUACAAAGGUGAAAAGCAUUCCAGGUUCCAUUAAGAAGCUGCAAAACUUGGAGACAUUGAAUCUUAAACACACUUAUGUCACUGAAUUGCCUGUUGAAAUUGCGGAGCUGAAACGACUACGCCAUCUCCUCGUGUAUCGUUACGAGAUUGAAUCCUAUGCUCAUUUCCACCUAAGGCAUGGAUUCAAAGUGGCUGCACCUAUAGGAAACAUGUUAUCUUUACAAAAGCUUUGUUUCAUAGAGGUAGAUCAAGGAAGUGGAGCAUUGAUGGUUGAGCUUGGAAAACUCACUCAACUUAGGAGGCUAGGCAUUAGAAAAAUGAGGAAAGAAGACGGUCCCGCUUUGUGUUCAGCUAUUGAGAAAAUGAUCCAUCUUAGAUCAUUGUCCAUAACUGCAAUAAACGAAGACGAGAUAAUCGAUAUUCACAACAUCUCAAAGCCUCCUCAGUAUCUUCAGCAGCUAUACUUGAGCGGUCGUUUAGAGAAGUUUCCACAAUGGAUAAACUCUCUCAAGAACUUGUUCCGAGUUUUCUUAAAAUGGAGCAGGUUAAAGGAGGACCCUCUUCAGUAUCUUCAAAACUUGCCAAAUCUUCGACAUCUCGAGUUUCUUCAAGUGUACAUUGGCGAGACAUUGCAUUUCAAAGCAGACGGGUUUCCAAAUCUAAAAGUUUUAGGCCUCGACGAUUUAAAAGGACUGAACUCUAUGACAAUCGAGGAGGGAGCAAUGCAAGGUCUUAAGAAGUUGGUCAUCCAACGCUGCGGUUCAUUCAAGAUUGUACCAUUAGGCAUUGAACACUUAACUAAGCUAAAAACAAUCGAGUUCUUUGAUAUGCCCGAUGAAUUGAUUACGGCUCUUCGUCCAAACGGAGGGGAAGAUUACUGGAGAGUACAACAUGUUCCAACGGUUUAUUCGACAUACUGGAGGGAUGGUGGUUGGGAUGUUUAUUCAUUAGAGACUUUUGGGGAGAGAGUGACUGAUUCCAAUCAUAGUACUGCAAAGAGGACUCUUGAGCCUCCUACUCUUUGGAAGGUUUAACAUUUUAUAUCUAUUUAUGCUGAUUUAUUUAUUCUUUUAACACACUGCGUAUAUGGCAGUGAUGGAAAAUUGUUCUUAAGUUUAAGUUUAUGUUAAGUUUCAUCCAAAUAAAUCAGGGAGCAUAAUCUGUUUUGUGUACUCUUUGAAAUUAAAGAAUAAAAAUGUAUGUUCAAUUUA
This is a messenger RNA of Lathyrus oleraceus (garden pea), 3039 nucleotides long. Its product is annotated as disease resistance protein RPM1. The record is from RefSeq and is a predicted model, not a curated record. NCBI's taxonomy places the organism in Eukaryota, Viridiplantae, Streptophyta, Magnoliopsida, Fabales, Fabaceae. Gene Ontology annotation, molecular function: ADP binding. The coding region runs from base 1 to 2862 and encodes 953 amino acids. Gene Ontology annotation, biological process: defense response to other organism. The transcript has 2 exons.